Messenger RNA from Cimex lectularius (bed bug), 1800 nucleotides. RefSeq names its product protein misato (gene mst). The record is from RefSeq and is a predicted model, not a curated record. Gene Ontology annotation, biological process: mitochondrion distribution. Lineage: Eukaryota; Metazoa; Arthropoda; Insecta; Hemiptera; Cimicidae. Bases 125 to 1723 code for a protein of 532 amino acids. Gene Ontology annotation, cellular component: cytoplasm. The transcript has a single exon.
CUUGAUUGGGGUGUAUGGCAUGAGUUGUGCAUAGGGAAGCCAAUACUGAUGUUACCAAAACAAACUUGUUUAUUACAAAGUUGUUACAUUGUAAAUAUAACUUUCCUCGUUAAUUAAUGCAGACAUGUCAGGCAAUGAGAUAUUGACGAUCCAGUUCGGGACGUACGCAAAUCAUGUCGGAGCGCACUACUUCAACAUUCAAGAGUCAGGUUUCAGCUACAACCCGAAUUUCGUUCCCGAGGUGGACAACGACAUUCUUUUCAGGGAGGCAGAGUCGAACGGCAGGCCAGCUUACACUCCUAGGCUACUUGUCGUUGACGCCAAUUUUUCCAUCGGUGGAGACGUCUCAUUAACCGGGGAGACGUUUUCCGAUUUACCUCCUGAGGAGGAAGUGAAGAAAAACGUUGGAGACGCGGUCGUCGACGUCCUGGACAAACGACAGGAGGCGAGGACGACGCCAUUGAGCACCAACCCUUUGGCCUCCUAUGAAGACAUCAGCGAUAAGGUCAAAUACUGGACUGACUUCAUAUCAGUUCCAGUCAAUCACAGAACAUACCAUAUUAUCGAUUCUCUUCUUCUUCCAGAAAAUGUUUUAAAAGACGGGCUCUACUCAUAUGGCGCUGAUAUCUGGAGUAGAAGCGAUUUUGAAGAGUCUAUCGUCGAUGACAUCAGAUAUCAUCUGGAAGACUGUGACAACCUUCAAGGCUUUCAUGUCCUGAUCGACUCACAGACCCUUUUCUCCGGGGUGUCUUCUGGCUGUUUGCAACACCUGCGAGAUGAAUACGGCAAAAAAACCAUAUUAUCUUGCCCUUUGUUUAACAACAUCGGUGACAAAGAUCAGUCCGCUUACUUUUCUGAGAGACUCAAUGCUGCACACUCUUUUUCCAAGUGUACAGAGUUGUGUGAUCUAGUCGUCCCUCUUGGAACGGAUUUCAAUCCUUAUCAACUAUCUACUAGAAAAUUCCAUUUGUUAAAUUUCAAAGAGGACUGUUUUAACACAAGUAGUCUUCAGGCUGUAGGUUUAGAAAUGAUCACUCUACCAUAUCGCAUAAGAGAUAGGUCUGUGAAAUUAGACAGUUUAACAAAGAAUUUAAACAUUUAUGGUCGGAGCGUUCUUUCGACUGUCAUUCAUGUCCCUUGGACAUUAAACCGUUCAGGCUACCUCUACGACGAACUGAUGAACUGGAAGGGACAGUUUACACCUCUCACUCCUAUACUUCAAUGUGAUAAUAGUUUUCUCGAUGUGCAGUGGAUCACUGCAAAAUUUAACAUCCCUUUAUUGAUAAGGGAGUCAGAUAAAAAGAUGCUUCAGGAUAUCAAUCCCGUACUGAGCUUUACUAAAAAUAAAGAAAUAUUUGAAUAUUACUUCUACACGCUGUUGAAUCGGACCAAGACUCUUGCCACUCCUAUAAAUGAAAAAUUCCGUCUGCCUAAGAACUUCCCAGACAUAUUCAAGCAGGUGCAGAAUUGUUCUUACAAAAUACCGGAGAAGGCCCCAGACGGUGUUUACUAUGGGAAUCUUCGCAGCAUGGAAGUUAUCGCUGGUCUGCAACAGACGAGGGAAAUUGCCAGUCUCUUGAAGGAGAUUAAUCUGAACGAGAACUUUAUGAAAAGAGCGGUGCCCAAAUUGGACAAGAUGGGACUUAAAAUGAUGGAUUUGGAAACUGAUGCGGAACAACUAACAAAUAUGGUCUCUUGCUAUGAACCUACUGAGUUUUUAUAAUUGCAUCUUUGUACAUAUAUCGUAUUACACUAUUACUAAAUAAAUUUGUUUAAAAAAUAAAACAAAAUCAAUUAAAA